Messenger RNA from Pogoniulus pusillus (Red-fronted tinkerbird), 1742 nucleotides. Its product is annotated as pinin-like. Bases 1 to 1245 code for a protein of 414 amino acids. The transcript is spliced from 8 exons. The record is from RefSeq and is a predicted model, not a curated record. NCBI's taxonomy places the organism in Eukaryota, Metazoa, Chordata, Aves, Piciformes, Lybiidae.
AUGUUAAAAUUUUCAGUGAUUUUUGCUACCUGCAAAGAGGAUUUAAAAGUUCAUCCUUUUCUUGAGAGCUCCAUGUUAAAAUUUGCAGUGGUUUUUGCUACUUGCAAAGAGGAUUUAAAAGUCCAUCCCGUUCUUGAGAGCUCCAUGUUAAAAUUUUCAGUGAUUUUUGCUACCUGCAAAGAGGAUUUAAAAGUCCAUCUCGUUCUUGAGAGCUCCAUGUUAAAAAUUGCAGUGAUUUUUGCUGCCUGCAAAGAGGAUUUAAAAGUUCAUCCCAUUCUUGAGAGCUCCAUGUUAAAAUUUUCAGUGGUUUUUGCUACCUGCAAAGAGGAUUUAAAAGUUCAUCCUGUUCUUGAGAGCUCCAUGUUAAAAUUUUCAGCGAUUUUUGCUACUUGCAAAGAGGAUUUAAAAGUUCAUCCUGUUCUUGAGAGCUCCAUGUUAAAAUUUUCAGUGAUUUUUGCUACCUGCAAAGAGGAUUUAAAAGUCCAUCCCGUUCCUAACAAAGCAAAACCAAACCUCACGCUCAGGGCGCAGCAGCCGCAGGGCCCCUCGGCGUCCACCCAAAGGCGGGAAGAGCCGAAGGCGAACCCUCGCCGGCCCCCAGCAGCCUCAAGACCACAGGGAGCGGCCGGCGAAGCGCGGAGCAGCCGCGCCCCGGAGGCAGUCAGCCGAGCGCCCACCCGCCGCCGCCGGCCCCCGGGCAGGAAGCGGGGAGCGCUUCCGGGUCGCCGCCCGUGCGCAGCGGGGCUCCGGAGCGCCUUCGAUAUGGACAGCAGGAAAGACGAAAAAACUAGGACGGUCUGUGCAACUUCACGAGAAGAGCUGAAAGCCCAAGGGAAAGAGAAAAGGAAGCGGAAACGCAGUAGAAGCAGAUCUUCAUCCAUUUCAUCCUCAUCGUCUUCUAGUACCACAUCCUCUUCUUCCUCCUCAUCACGCUCAUCAUCAAGAUCAUCUUCCUCAAGCAGCAGAGAUUCUCCUAAGUCUAAAUCAAAGAAGAAGAAAAAAGAAAAACAUGCCAAAAAGAAAAGGAAAAAAGACAACAAAAUGAAGAAGAAAGAAAAGAAGAAAAAAAGAGAGAAGACAGGGCCUGUCAAGCUUUCCAAGUUCUUUAAAAACAAAAAGAAGAAUGAAAACUACAGCAUGAUAACUGGAAAGAAAAUUAAGAUGAGAAUAAAGAAGACCAAGAAGGACAAAGAGAGAGACCGGAACCGUGCAGAGCUCCUGGAGUUUCUGAACUCUGCCUUAUAAUGGGAAGAGUGCUGACUAAGGACCUGUAAAUACCCCAAGCCAACGAUCAUCAUGCCUAGCAAAACACUAAGGGGAAACUCAGGGAAAAGGACACCAAGUUUGACAGAACCAGACUCUCCUGCUGAGAAGACAAUCGAGAUGUCCUUACUGAUUGCAAAAGGAAGAGUAACUGGUAACUUGUUAAAGAAAAUCCAUGUCCUCCUUUUGAGAUCCUAAGGUAAUAGCCAGGCUAUGGUGUUCUGGAAGAGCCUAAGAGUGUGUUGUUGAUGAUGAUGAGAAAUGACACGCUGAAGUCCAGUAUUUCUAUCCAAACUGCAUGCAGGACACACUCUUAGCUUCAAAUGUCUUAACGUUUCUAGUAGUUUAAGCAAAGCAGAGCAUUUGUAAAUGUCUAUUUGAGAGAUGAGGCAUUUCUAUGUCUGUUUUUUUCUGGUAGUGGUUUUACUUGUCCUAACAAACAAGUUGAUCUACAUAAAUAGAACGUGCUUUUACAGAAA